GUUCCUAGUUCGGGCUGCUUGGUUCCUCGACUCUUGGAGACGGACUAUGAUAAGGAAAUCGUAGUAAUACGUACUACGUAGGUAAGUGGUAAGUACCAAGGAUAUGAUAAUAACAAGACAUAACUCAGAUUGCCUAAACACGGCGUCACUGCCCCACUCACCUUAUCUCUGCAUUUGUAUCGUUACUGUUAUUACAGUACAGUUCUUUCAUGCCUCGCAGGGCCUUAUCCACGUCCAACGAACUCGUCAACCUUCUGGAAGGCCAGCAGAAAAUUCCACUGUCUUUCCAGUCUCUCCCCCUUCGCCCGUUUGGCUUUGCACUAUCCAAACUGCUCUGAUCCAGCCAGUCGUCGCGUCGAUCCAUCUCCCUUUUGUCUCUGCUUCGCUCGCUCCCUGGUUCCCCUCCCCUCUCUCUUUCCUUCCCUCUCUUACAGUCGCCUUUCUUUAGUCUGUCCAGUCAAUCCUUCCAUCGAAUCUUCUCCUUUUUCCUACGCUUCUGGCUCGAGUCCUCUCCCUCUAUCUCUCCUCACUUUCCUUGCUAUUUUUCCCUUUUUCUCCCCCUUCUGUAUUCUUGUAUUUCUUCUCACUGAUUUAUAUUAUUGUUAUUAUUAUUACUACUCGUAUUACCAGAUAGGGUUCGCUUUAAAACCCUCAUUGUCGCUUGUCUGGUCCGUGGCACAGCGACUACGUACUUAACACCUACCCACCACCACCAACACCAACACCACACUGCCAACUCGACUCCUACAGCCGUCGUUUCUGUCCUCCUUCCUAUCUGUCACGGCCGCUCGCCCAAUGGCGCUUUGAGCUAACCGGUGCAGAAACGUCAUCGUCAUCCUGUUCCAAAGUCUCCGUCGCAUCUAACAGGCGCAUCCCUGAAUGUUCUGCGACACCACUUCCCUCUCACUCUCCACCCCCUCCAGUCGACGUCGAUAAUCUUCACGGUCAUUCAUUCUGACCCUAUCAACCUUUUGAUACGUCCAAUUGAAUUCUUCCUUUCGCACCGCGGUUUCUCAUAUCGUCCUUAUUAGAUAUCCUCGACCAUCGCUGGUUGACGUAAUUGAACUACUUCGGCCGCCUGGAGAGAUUUUGAUACCGAUUACGACUUGAAGACGAAGACGAACCAUACUCGGUGGAUACAGCUACCUUGGCUGUGGACGAGACUCCCUCCGCCUUCCCUUCAUAUAUUCAACCAUAUGAACGCGCUGGUCCCGUGUACUGCUCGAUAACAUGCACGGAGAAAUGGAGUCGGUGGGAGGUACAAACCAAUCUCGCGACGCAAUGGAGUGGAUGGAAUUCUCUGCAAUAUACAUUGACCCGCGCGUAAAACUGGAGAGAUGGGUGCGUAGGGCUGUGGAUGGUGCACCCCCUUCUAGCCCGGAACUGCAUGCAGAUGAGGUGGAGUCGCUUGGAUGGGAUCUGGAUCUCCUCCUAAAUGUUUGCAAGCAGAUCUACAUCUGCCACUCGAGUGUCUCGUUUACGACCCAUCUAGCGGAACUCUCGGGGAAUGCCGUGAAUAGCUGUACACCAGUCGUAGCCUUUUUCAGCGUUGGUUUUGGGAACGAGGAAUCCCUUCGGCAGGGUAGAAGGCCUAGCGACCGCAAGUCGCUACUCGAUUCCGAGACCCGCUCUCCAUCGCCUGCAUCUAGCCGUCCGGAGUGUCCACUUUCCUCCCAAAUGGAAGAGACGUAUGGCCUGCAAUUACUCUCGACCGUCGCUGCGAAUGCACAGAUCGAAGAUGGUCCGAACCUGGUCAUUCCCGUUGCCGUUGUGCGUUCAGCGGGCCCCGGACCUGUCGGUUUUCCUGCUCACCCGAAUGAAAUCGCAAAGUGCUUGGAUGCAGGGGCUGUUGACGUCCUGUCAUCCCCGCUCGACAAGACCAGAAUACAUGGCCUGGUGGUUCAUGCCUAUCGCACACGCAAGACCGCCCAAAAAGAAACGUCACGCUUUUUGGCGAAAAGGAAUCUACGGAAGCAAUCCUGGGUGGGCGUGCAUGACGAGAAGCCGUACGCGUAUCUAAGGGAAGCGAUGUAAGUUGCAAACGUGCCCCUUUCACUUCGGAUGGUCUUUUCGUCGGUGAAACCCACCUUGAUGCCAGGAAGAAUAGAUAUGGAUGCGUUUCCCGACAGCUGCUGACAGCAAUACCUUUGGUCUAGGGUCUCCAAACUCAUGAAAGGGAUCUGCAACCCUGAGGAUGCUGUUGGAGAAUUUGAGGAUCGCGAACUCGACGUCAUUGCGGAACGUGCGGAAUUUGUAAAGGAUCAGUUGGGCAACUGGUCCUUUGCUGCCCAUGAUUUUACCGAAGACGAACUUGCAUUUGCGGCAUGUGAGAUGCUUCGGCAUGGUUUCGACGUUCCUGGACUUGAACGAUGGCGCUUGUCACCAGACGAACUCAGGAAGUUCAUUCUCGCUUGUCGCUCUGCCUACAAUUCCUUCGUUCUUUACCAUAAUUUUCGACAUGCCAUCGACGUUUUGCAGUCCAUCUUUUGCUUUCUGCUUCACAUCGGGGCUUUGGCACCCUACGGUAGCUUCAAAACACCCCCAACCAAGUCGCCCAUUGUAUCUCUCCUCACUCCCUUUGACGCUCUCACACUUCUCAUAUCGGCCAUUGGCCAUGAUGUCGGCCACCCCGGCGUUAACAACGUUUUCCUAAUUAAACUCAACGCGCCCUUGGCGCAGCUCUACAAUGAUAAUUCUGUCCUGGAAGCCUUCCACUGCGCUGCCUUCUCUCAGAUACUGCGUCGUUAUUGGCCGGCUGCUUUCAAAGAACCGCAACUCAGGAAGUUGCUCAUCAGCUCGAUCCUGGCUACUGAUAUGGGUAUUCACCAUAACUACAUGGAACGACUUGCGGCUUUGCAAGAAAAAUUCCACCACGACGGCGGAUCCCUCGAUGGCUGGAAGCAACAAGAUAUUGAUUCAUACAAAGCACUCGUCUGUGGUUUGCUCAUCAAGUGUGCCGAUAUUAGCAAUGUGGCACGGCCGUGGGACGUUGCCGAAGAGUGGACCAAGAUAUUGCAGGAGGAAUUUGCCAACCAAGGCGAAAUGGAAAAGGCAGUUGGAUUGGAAACAGCUUUAUUUGGCGGGCCCCCGGAAAUUGGAAACGUCUACAAACUGGCCACGGGCCAGAUUGGUUUCAUGUCCAUCUUUGCCCUGCCUCUCUUUGAAGGCGUAUCGGAUCUCCUACCACAGAUGUCUUUCACCGUGGACCAAAUUCGAACUAACCAACAGACUUGGCAAAAGCUGGCUGAGCGUGAGAAACAAAAGCAGGCUCACUGUCUUGAAAAGGUCUUCUCCCCCCGCUCCGGUAGCCCAGAUUCAAAUGCCAAGGUAUCCGGCCCAAACCAAGGAAGUGGCGGUUCUGAUGAUCCCCAAGACUUGUCCCAAGCCGAACAUACAGCGGUAAACGGCACCGGGGCGAAUGGGCAUGCAGAUGGCUCGCCACACUCCCGGUCUGCAUUCAAUGAGGAUACCUCGGAUUCAGUCUCAUCACCGAACUGCAACAAUAUUCCACUGGCAGAGAUGCCGUCUCGGAAGUCAUCUAGUGCUAUUCCUGCCGAUAUUGCCAUGCUUGCCAUCGGAGAAGCUCCACAAGACGACAGUGGGUUGACGGGAUUGCAACACUCGACUGACUCUGACGCAGCGGCUGAUGCUAGUUCUUCAGUUUAUGAUGAAAAUGCAUCAACCGCUGCUGACUCUACAGACACAACGUCUGAGCGUCCGAGCAGUUCUCGACACGGUCAUCACAGCCAACAUAGACACCAGGCAGACAACAGCUCUUCUGGAGGCGCAUCUUACCCAUCAUCCUAUCGACAAAGUUGUGCUCAAAGACACAGCGUGAGUACCCGCAGCAAUACAGUGAUGACACCUAUUUCCCCAGCAACCAAUGCGACCAGUUUUCUUACCGUGGAUAGCGGCGAUGAACUGGGGCCUCCUGGGGUUGGAGUGAUCUUCAAAGAAAACGGAUUCCUCAAGCACGAUGAUCUUAUGUACCGACCGAGCUCUAGCGAACACUAUCCUAUGGAUGGAGGCGAAGAUGGGAUAUAUUACCACACUACUGACCAACGUGAUCUGAGAAAAAGUGCUGUGACGACCACGGUUCUUGGCAAUGAGCAAAUCAGUCCUCCUCGGUCUACUACUGCAGAAAACGCCGAACACGAGGGCCGGAACGAAGAUGAGGGCGUAAAUGAUGGUAACCCACCCCCACACAGAUUGCCCAAACGUCGGAGUCGACUGCGUCUGGCCUUCUGGAAACGCAAGGGCCAUUUUCUACAUCGACAGGAAGUGAGCAAUGAGACAUGACGUCGCGCACUGCCAGCAUAAUUUUCUCUUUUCUUUUGAAAUUUAUGUCGAUUUGGUCUCUGUCUCUCGCCCCUGUCUCGCCGGGAGGCUGUUCAGUGGACUGGAGUUACUGGGAUAAUGCAAAUUCAUGAUUGCUCACUUGGUGAUGAUAUUCGGGAUUUACGAUGGUUGCAAUGAUUU
Molecule: messenger RNA, 4479 nt
Organism: Monascus purpureus
Lineage: Eukaryota; Fungi; Ascomycota; Eurotiomycetes; Eurotiales; Aspergillaceae
Source: the annotation of a GenBank genome assembly